Molecule: messenger RNA, 1305 nt
Organism: Elgaria multicarinata webbii
Lineage: Eukaryota; Metazoa; Chordata; Lepidosauria; Squamata; Anguidae
Gene: CENPU
Product: centromere protein U
Exons: 13
Coding region: 58-1224 (388 amino acids)
Cellular component (GO): nucleus
Source: RefSeq, a predicted model, not a curated record
CUCCCUCCCUCCAGCAGACGGAAUUUUUCGGCCCUACAGGGAUUAGGUAGUAAGAAGAUGCCAAAGAGAAAAGCAAGAAGAGAUUCCAGAGAGAAGCUAGGACGUCAUCAAGCCAAGUUGCACCUUCAUAGUAAAUUGCCUUCCUCAGAGGAGCCAGAUGUGUCAAGUAUUUUGAAAGUUCCUGGAACUGGGCAAACAGAGGAGCCUGAUGAUUUGUUUGAUCAUCCUUUACAUAGUACUGCUGUGUCUGCUUAUGAGGAGGAGGAGGAGGAAAUGGACAAAGAUCAAUGUUCAGAACCUGAUGGAUCAACCAGUAAUUCAGCUGAUUCAGAGCCAGCAAAAAAAAUCACAGUUAAAAGCAAAAAUCAUCCUACCCGGAAAUCAAGGGUGGGAAUAGAAGAUUCUGAAGAGGAGCCUGUGAAAGAAAAUAUGAGAUCAACAGAAGUUACACCCAGUGCAGAAGAGUGUAAACUGCCAUCUGCACUGUCAUUAAGGAACAGCUCUCCAGAAAGCAGAAUAUCGGAUAGAUUCACAGAUUUUGUGACGAAUUUGAGUGCUUCUAAGAUGUCUAGGAGAGCUAAAUCCUAUAAGAAGAAGAAGGCGUCUUCACCAGAGAUAGAGACAGAUUAUGCAGAUUCUUGUGAUGAUCCACAUUUGGUAAAGGUUUGGGAUCCCAAAGGGCUGAAAAAAGUUGCCAGCCAUGUCACACAACUGGAUGUUAUUCUGGAUGAAUUUGAGAAAAUAACAACAAAAUACAAACAAGGAGUGAAACUGAAGAUAUGUAGGAAAGCUAUUGAUAACUUUUAUAUUGGGUUCAGAGAUCAACUCACCAAGAAUAUUACAGAUGCUGAGGAAUUAAAAAAUAUAAAACUGAAAAAUGCAAAGAUGGUCAAAGCAACAAAUAAGAAAAGACAGCGCUUGAUAGAAGUUAAAGAAGAACUAAUUAGAACCGAGCCACAGCUGAAGAAACUGGAAAGAGAAUAUGCUGAACUAAAAGGAAAAAUAUCCUCUGUCAGGAAUGCAGUUCAAUUAGUGACAGAUUUAAAGGAUCUUCAACAAAAACAUGUUAAUGAAAGAAAGGAAAGUUCACAAAAAAUAGUAUAUGGUGUUUCCAGCCUUCCUGCACUCCUAGUGGAAUCACGAAGAAUUUUAGGAGCAGAAGGUCACUUCAGAAAUAUCAAUACAAAAUUACAACAAUCUCUGGAUCUUCAAAAGGAGAACUAGACAUACAAAUUAUAUAUUACACUGCCAUACUUCAGAUAUAUUGAUAUCUGGUAGUAAUUGAAGCAGUAAACCUGAGUAUUA